Paramisgurnus dabryanus is the source of this 2509-nucleotide messenger RNA. RefSeq names its product arrestin domain-containing protein 3-like. Gene Ontology annotation, biological process: protein transport. Gene Ontology annotation, cellular component: plasma membrane; cytoplasm. Lineage: Eukaryota; Metazoa; Chordata; Actinopteri; Cypriniformes; Cobitidae. The record is from RefSeq and is a predicted model, not a curated record.
CAGGACAGUGGCCCUUCAUGCCCAAAAAGGAAUACAUUUGGUACCAAUAUGUACUUUUAAGGCACUAAUAUGAACUCUUUGCUUAUAAUAUAGUGAGGAAAUAUGAACUCUUUAGGUGCCAAUGGUCUUUUACCCCAGUGACAGCUAGGGAUUAUUUUUUGAUACACAUUUCAGUUUCUGAUAUAAUAACAAACACUAUGAUUUUAUCAUACUUGCAAAAUCUGUUGCUAUAGAUGUUGUCAGGUAAGAGGCGUGUCUUUUCAAAGUGAAACCUGUUCAGCCAGUCUGGUGAGCAUCAGAUGCAGCUUUCUGUUUUAAUGACAGAAGGGAUAUGUGAAAUCCCAGACGUCGUAUAGGCUACAUUUACUUACAACAGUAACAGCAUUCUAAAAUUUAAUUCGCUGUGCUGGGAGAUGACAAUCAAGACGUUCGCCAUUGAGUAUAAUGCUGUAAACGAUCGCAAUACAUUUAGCAAUGGAGACACUUUGACAGGCAGAGUUAUCGUGGAAGUCACUAAGGAAACGAAGAUCAAGGAUGUUACUGUGAAGGCGAAGGGCAAAGCCGAUGUGGUUUGGACUGAGUCACAUGGGGAAGAAAGUGUGACGUAUUGGGACAAAGAAAAGUAUUUUUCGCAAACUCAAUCUGUCUUGGAGGAAAAAGCAGUUGGUAACGGCCUUCUUGUAGCCGGACGACAUGUGUUCCCUUUUGCCUUCCAGCUUCCCUACCAGGGUCUACCUUCGUCUUUCAAAGGGGCUCAUGGGAAAAUUCACUACAGACUUUCGGCCAAGCUGAGCAGGUCUUUGUGGCCAGCAAAAAAGGCUGAAGCAGAGUUCACUUUUGUUUCGAAAGACGAUUAUAAUCAGCCAACAGUGAUGGCACCUCAACGUGACAGUAAAGACAGGAAUGUUGUAUUCUUUGCAUCUGGAAAUAUUUCCAUGGAUAUAUUUUUACCCAAGACAGGCUAUCAACAAGGUGAAGGCCUAGUCGUCAAUGGUGAAAUUGUCAACAGCUCAACUCGAAAAAUUGUGCCGAAGUACAUUAUAUACCAGAAGCAGAGCUUCUUUGCGGGCAAAAGAGCCGUCCACACCAAAGACAUCCUAAAGGAGAAAGAUGCGCCUUUAACUUCGUCCACCAGACAGAAUUUGUCUAAAUUAUUGCAAAUUCCAUUAGAAAUCACCCCAACCAUCCAAAACUGCCGCAUCAUCAAAGUGGAGUACAGACUGAAGGUCAUUUUGGAUGUAUCAUUCACUAAAAAUCCAGUGAUUAAACUUCCACUGGUCAUCUUGCCCUUUAAUGACGAUCCCUCAGUCAAAGCGCUGGAGGCAGGACUAUACCCAGAUCUGGCCAAACUGAAUUUAUAAUAGCUAUAAUUUAUGACAAAUUUAAUGAAAUCCUUGCUAAAGUCGCAUAACCUAGUUAUCAAAGUUUGAUUUGAUUUUGCAUCGAUUUCAAUCUUUGUCCUUACUCAGACAACAUUAAAUAUAUUAAGAUUAUAUUUUCACACAAUGUUUUUACAUCACGUACAGUAGGAUGAUUUAAUGUGCACUGAAUUGCACAUGAUUGAAUUAAGUUUUCUUAAAUUGAUUUUUCUUUAAAAGAUCAACCUGGAUUUGCACAGGCAGGGUCGCAUAUAUAACAAAUACUAGUGCUUUCCACCUUAAUAUUAUUUUUAAAUCAAGUUGCUUGUAAGAAUUGCAAUAAUUCACGUACGGUGUUUUUUAGUAAAUAACCUCACACUGCUAUACGAGCUCUUGCUAUUAGAGGUCUAAUAUUUACAUUUACAUUCAUGCAUUUGGCAGAUGCUUUUAUCUAAAGCGACUUACAUUGCAUUACAAGAUAUACAUUAUUCAUAUGCAUGUGUGUUCCAUGGGUUCAAACCCAUGACCUUCUGCAGUGUUAAUGCAUUGCUCUACUGAGCUAUACAUGAGCAAAAUCAGCUAUACAAUAUCUGCUGUGUAGCCUAUUUGGAGAAACUGCCUUUUAUUUUAUAACCAAUCACCAAAUAUUCUACCUUUUAUUCAUACAAUAGCAAAAGCAUAGAGAGAGAGUGAAACACUGUCCUUUAGAUGUGUACUUGUGUUUCUGUGUGAACCUCAGCCUUUUAUGAUAUCAGCUUGUUUGAACUACUGUAAAGGGGAAAGUAUGUCAAAUUCCUUAAAAAAUACAGACAUGUGAAAAGAGUAGAAAAGCAGGGUGGCAUUUACCGUGACAUCUGAGCCCUUCAAGAGACAUAAAUACAGAGGAAGACCACAGGAAGCCUGUCAACCUGGAGGCCACUGAGCUCCUUCGUGCACCAGAACUGCUUCUGUUCCCUGCGUACUAACUCACUGCCUCUCAUAGUAAAAAGCGAAGAAUGUGGAAUCAAUAUUACAGCUAAUCUGUGACCUUUGACACCCCAGCAAAAGAUGAAAUAUGACCUCUGUAAAUGGAGAACGGUGAAUCCAUGUUUUACCCGAAGAACACGAUAUUUGUGCGAAUAGAUAGAAUAAAAACGUUUAUGCUUUGUGCA